AUGCCGGGCCGUUUGAUCCCCAACUUUGUUCGGGGUUCUGGCUCCCUCCACUCCUCUCUUGCCUCUACUCCCGUCCAUUCCAAUUCCUCGUCAACUGCCUCGGUCAAUGAGAUCCCGAAUCACUUGGCUUCUAAGAAGCCAGCCCACACAAACAAUGACCGCGCGCGGUCUCCCGAGCGCCGCCUGUCCUUCUCCAUGGACCACUUGAUCCACCCACACCGGGAUCACAGCAAGGAGAAGCGUCGCAGCCUGGGCCGGGCCACUCGCUCGAAAGAGCGCUCCAGCAAGGAAGACCUUACCCCGCCAUCUGCCAAACUAGAUGUCCUGGUUGAGUCGCCACCGUUGGUCUGCUAUGGCCCGCCGGCCUCCUCGACCGGCGCAUUGUUCUCAGGCCGAUUGCGCAUCGCCGUCACGGAAUUCGGGCGCGAGAUCACUCUGAACCAGUUCGACGUGCGCCUCAUCUCCAAGAUCAGCACCAAGAAACCGGUCUCGAGCCACUGCCCAAACUGCGCCACCCGCACUGAGGAGCUCACCCGCUGGGAUUUCCUCACCGAAGCCCUGCCGCUCAAGACCGGACACCACGACUUCCCCUUCAGCUAUCUGUUCCCCGGUCACCUCCCCGCCUCUUGCAAUGGGGCUCUAGGUCAGGUGGAGUACUUCCUACUGGUCCACGCCCAGAGUACCACGGGCGAAGAAUACAACCUCAAGAUGCCGCUGCACGUCCGCCGGGCCUUGAUCCCGGGCAACGACAAGUCCUCGAUCCGCAUCUUCCCGCCUACCAACCUGACCGGCCGCAUCGUGUUGCCGUCGGUCGUCCACCCCAUCGGCCAGUUCCCCGUCGAGAUGACACUGAGUGGGGUGGUGGAUAAGGGCGAGGAAACACAGACGCGCUGGCGGCUGCGCAAGAUGAUGUGGCGGAUCGAAGAGCACCAGAAGAUCGUGUCGACGGCAUGCACCAAGCACACGCACAAGAUUGGUGGCGAGGGCAAGGGGGUCCUGCACCAAGAGACACGCAUCAUCGGUCACAACGAAGAAAAGAACGGGUGGAAGACCGACUUCGACACGGCGGGUGGCGAGAUCGGAAUGCAGUUCGAAGCCAGCAUCAACCCGACCACCAACCCCGUCUGUGACAUGGACGCUCCGGGCGGCCUCGAGGUCAAGCACAACCUGGUCAUCGAGCUCAUCGUCGCCGAAGAGUACUGCCCCAACCGCAACACCCGCCUGAUUACCCCGACGGGCGCCGCGCGCGUGCUGCGUAUGCAGUUCCACCUGCAUGUCACCGAGCGCAGCGGCCUCGGCAUUAGCUGGGACGAGGAGAUGCCUCCAGUCUAUGAGGAUGUCCCCGCCAGCCCGCCAGGCUACACCAAGCCGGAUGACCCUAAGAGUGCCAUGGAGGACUACCAGGGCUCGCCGCUGCCGCUGCCGGAAUACGAAGAUCUGGAGCGCAUGGAGUCCCUGCGUCUGGACAGCGACUCGACCCACUCCUCGGCCAAUUCCUCCCUAGAUCGUCGUGGCCGCUUCACUGCCGCUGAUCUGGUCACCGGAGACUCUCCCGCCCCGUCUCCCGUGCCAUCGCGCACUCCAUCGCGCGCACCCUCGGUCGACUCCACCCGUCAAUGA
Molecule: messenger RNA, 1620 nt
Organism: Penicillium alfredii
Lineage: Eukaryota; Fungi; Ascomycota; Eurotiomycetes; Eurotiales; Aspergillaceae
Product: alpha-arrestin
Exons: 1
Coding region: 1-1620 (539 amino acids)
Biological process (GO): ubiquitin-dependent endocytosis
Cellular component (GO): plasma membrane; cytosol; cytoplasm
Molecular function (GO): ubiquitin protein ligase binding; protein-macromolecule adaptor activity
Source: RefSeq, a predicted model, not a curated record